This is a messenger RNA of Acanthosepion pharaonis, 993 nucleotides long. NCBI's taxonomy places the organism in Eukaryota, Metazoa, Mollusca, Cephalopoda, Sepiida, Sepiidae. The record is from the annotation of a GenBank genome assembly.
AUGUCUUUCUAUCUUCCAUCAUCUCUCUUUUCUCUCUUGGACAUCAGUCCUUUCCUGUCUCCCUUGGAUUCAGUCUUUCUCUCCCCCACUCUCUCUCUUUAUCUUUCUAUCCCCGAUACCAUUUUUCUCCUUCAACUUUACUCUUUGAUCCCUUUGAUUCUCUCUCUUUCUUUCUCUUUCCCUUUUUCUCAGCGAUAUAAUUUGUUCUCCUUUUCUCCUCUCUCUCUUUUGAUCAUAUCUCUCUCUUCUCUCUUAGAUAUCAGUCUUUUCCUCUGUCUCUCUCUUUCUAUCUCUUCCUUUAACUCUCUCUCUCUCUCUCUCUUGGAUAUCAGUCUUUUCUUGUCUUUCUCUCUUUCUUUCUCUCUUUCACUCUCUCUCUUUCUCUCUCUCUUUCUCUCUCUCUCUCAUUCUUCCUUUAUCUCUCUUGGAUAUCAGUCUUUUCUUGUCUUUCUCUCUUUCUUUCUCUCUUUCACUCUCUCUCUCUUUCUCUCUCUCUUUCUCUCUCUCUCUCAUUCUUCCUUUAUCUCUCUUGGAUAUCAGUCUUUUCUUGUCUUUCUCUCUUUCUUUCUCUCUUUCACUCUCUCUCUCUUUCUCUCUCUCUUUCACUCUCUCUCCUUUCUCUUGGAUAUCAGUCUUUUCUUAUCUUCUUCUCUCCUACUCUCUCUCUCUCUCUCUCUCUUGGAUAGCUGUCUUAUGCUUACUUCAUCCUCUCUGUUGGAGAUCAAUCUUUUCCCGUCUUCCUCUCUUUCUCUGUUCUAUAUCAGUGUUUUUAAAAAAUUCCAACCUCUUUCUUUUCACACAUUUUCACUUUUUCAAUCAGUCAAGUUUUCUAUCUUUGAUCUUAAACUUUCCCUCUUCCUCAGAUUCCGUCUCUUUCUUUCUUUCAGCUCGAAACUUUUUCCCUCCUUGGAAGUCUCUGUCACACUGAACAUCGACUCUUUCUCUCACUUUGAUCUUAAUCUUGUUCUCUCUUUCUAUCUCUCCCCGCUUUAA